GCAUGGUUUUGGUCAGUUUUUGUAUCAAACACAAAUUGGAAAAUACUCUUUAUUCUUGUUCAAUUGUUAAGAAUUAUUGCAAUGGCAACCUCAAAGGCUCUAAUUGCCAUCUUUCUUCUCUCAGCUCUUCUUGUCCAAUUUGUCCAUGCUCUACCUCCGCCUGCUGGUGGCGCGGUAAGUCCCGCACCCGCUGGACCGAUAGAUUGUGACGCGUCAUGUUUAGUAAGGUGCAGCAAGUCGAAGAGGCCAAACUUAUGCCAAAGGGCGUGUGGAAGUUGUUGUAAAAGGUGCCACUGCGUGCCACCGGGUACUUACGGCAACUACGAAGCUUGUCCUUGCUACGGAAGCUUAACCACCCGUGGCGGAAGGCCCAAGUGCCCUUGAUUUCUCUGUUUAAUUACCCCUGAAUUGAAUUUCAUGUUUGUUUAAGCAGCUACAUUAUUGCUUCUAUUUACUUCCUAUUCAAACAUCAAUUAUGGUCAAUGUAAACAGCAAUUAUGGUCAAUGUGUACUACUCAUUGUCUUUUUCUUUUUUCAAUUGUAACAUUAAUAUUCCUUGAAAUAAUAAUCACAUAUUCAUAUUGGUUAAUAAAA
Messenger RNA from Spinacia oleracea (spinach), 594 nucleotides. Its product is annotated as gibberellin-regulated protein 11. NCBI's taxonomy places the organism in Eukaryota, Viridiplantae, Streptophyta, Magnoliopsida, Caryophyllales, Amaranthaceae. The record is from RefSeq and is a predicted model, not a curated record. Bases 82 to 384 code for a protein of 100 amino acids. The transcript has 3 exons.